Molecule: messenger RNA, 1338 nt
Organism: Rotaria socialis
Lineage: Eukaryota; Metazoa; Rotifera; Eurotatoria; Philodinida; Philodinidae
Source: the annotation of a GenBank genome assembly
AUGAUGAAAAAUACUAAAACUAACAGUAAUUUGCCUGAAUCAAUGCAACAUAUGAUUACACCACAAUACGAACAGAUUGUCAAUGAAAUCGAAAAUAUUUAUCAUCAUCCUGAUAUAGGACUUAUUACAAUUGCUCGUUGGCUUAAUCUAUCUAUCAUGGCACCAAAUAAAAAAAUAAGUAUAUUACUGAUCGGCAAUCAUAGUGCUGGUAAAUCAUCACUUGUUAAUUGGUAUAUUGAAGAUAAUGUUCAACGAACCGGAGUAGCUAUUGAAACUCAAGGUGUGUCUAUUAUCACAAGUGGUAAACGACGAGAAUCACUUAUGGGUCCAGCCACAAUGCGUUUAUUUCCAUAUCUUAAUGCUUUGGGAAACAUUCCUGGUCUUCUCAACUAUUUAACUACGGAAAUAUCAUCAUCGAAACAGAAAAAAUUUCCACUUGUUUCAUUUAUUGAUACACCCGGUCUUGUUGAUGGUACUAUGGCAUAUCCAUUUGAUGUUGAUCAAGCAAUUCUUUGGCUGGGUGAUUAUGCUGAUCUCAUUUUUGUUUUGUUCGAUCCGAUCGGUCAAGCGUUAUGUAAACGAACAUUGACACUGGUCGAACAAUUAAAUAAAUUAAAUCCCGAAAAGAUGCACUAUUAUUUAGCUAAAGCUGAUGAAGCUGGUAGUGAUCGAGAUCGGCAUCGUGUGCUUAUGCAAAUUGUACAAAAUCUAUGUCGACAACCGGAAAUUUCUAAAACUAACUUUGAUAUGCCAACUAUUUAUUUACCAGAUUUAGCUAAAGAAACACGUUGUACGAAUCAAAUUCAUGAAGUCUGUUCAACAAUUGAUCAUGCUGUAUUCAGUGGUGUACAAAAAUCACUCAAUACACUAAACAAUGAUUGUAAACGAUUGGAACAAUGCAUCAAUGAAAGAUUAGUUUUACACGAAAAAGUUAAAGUCAAACAUCGAUCAUGGAGUAUUAAACUAUCAAUCGUUCAAUUUAUUUCAUUGUUACUAGUUAUACUUUCAUCCAUAUUACUCUUACGACGUUAUCUUGAAACAUCACAUCUUAAAAUUUCCACGUUUCUCGAUGAGUCAUCAACUUCAUGGCAAAUCAAUUCUACUCUGAAUUCAAUUGAUGAUUUUCUAUUUUAUCCAGCUUAUUCAUUACUAUUCCUAACUAUAUUUAUUAAUGGAGUUAUUUUUUUCAUUGGACGUUUCAUAAAAAAUCGCCAAAAAGAUGUACUUAAUGACCGAGAAAAAAAGAUGUUUGUCGCAUUUAAACAUCAUAUUGAAGCAAAUGUCAGUGUUAAACAAAAAAAUCUUUAUGAAUCAUUUUUGGCUGAAGCAAUUGAUUAG